AUGGUGCAGUCGCUGGUCUGCGACAUCGAUGUCCCCAGCUUGACCGGCCGGCAGGACUGGCCGGCAGGACUGGCCGGCAGGACUCGGCAGGGCCGGCCGGACUCGGCAGGGCCGGCCGGCAGGACCGGUCGGCAGGACCCGGCAGGGCCGGCCGACAGGACCGGUCGGCAGGACCGGUUGGCAGGACCGGCCGGCAGGGGCGGCCGGCAGGGCUGGCCGGCAGGAUCAGCCGGCAGGGGCGGCAGGACCCGGCAGGACCAGCCGGCAGGGGUCAGCAGGACCCGGCAGGGGCGGCAGGACCAGCCGGCAGGGGGCAUUCCCGGAGAAGAUGGUCGAGUGUUUGGGAAGUGGAUUCGUCGCAAGGACAAUGAUCGUUGUCUUUGA
Messenger RNA from Pectinophora gossypiella (pink bollworm), 384 nucleotides. RefSeq names its product collagen alpha-1(I) chain-like. The record is from RefSeq and is a predicted model, not a curated record. The transcript has 3 exons. The coding region runs from base 1 to 384 and encodes 127 amino acids. NCBI's taxonomy places the organism in Eukaryota, Metazoa, Arthropoda, Insecta, Lepidoptera, Gelechiidae.